Molecule: messenger RNA, 1148 nt
Organism: Medicago truncatula (barrel medic)
Lineage: Eukaryota; Viridiplantae; Streptophyta; Magnoliopsida; Fabales; Fabaceae
Product: endochitinase
Exons: 3
Coding region: 14-1009 (331 amino acids)
Biological process (GO): cell wall macromolecule catabolic process; carbohydrate metabolic process; chitin catabolic process
Molecular function (GO): chitinase activity; chitin binding
Source: RefSeq, a predicted model, not a curated record
UCUUACCUCAUUCAUGUCACACACCAAACCGACUCCACUCUCGAAAAUGGCGAAUACAAACUUAUCUUGCUUGAUACUAUGUUUACUACCUCUCUUUCUUGUAGCCAAAGCUGAGCAAUGUGGUAGUCAAGCUAAUGGAGCUCUUUGCCCAAAUGGGCUAUGUUGCAGCAAAUUUGGUUUUUGUGGCAACACUGAUCAAUAUUGUGGAGAUGGUUGUCAGAGCCAAUGUAAAUCUUCUCCGACACCGAACCCACCAACACCUAGUACAGGUGGUGGUGGAGAUGUUGGAAGUAUUAUUCCAUCAUCUUUGUUUGAUCAAAUGCUUAAAUAUCGAAAUGAUCAACGUUGUGCUGGUCAUGGAUUUUAUACCUACGAUGGUUUCAUCGCUGCAGCUAGAUCUUUUAAUGGAUUUGGUACCACUGGUGAUGAUGCCACCCGUAAGAAGGAACUUGCUGCUUUUUUGGCUCAAACUUCUCAUGAAACCACCGGAGGGUGGCCAAGUGCACCAGACGGACCAUAUGCGUGGGGAUAUUGCUUUGUCACCGAAAAGGAUGCCCAAGGAGACUUUUGUUCACCCGGAGAUUGGCCAUGUGCUCCUGGUAAAAGAUACUAUGGCAGAGGACCUAUUCAACUCACUCACAAUUACAAUUACGGUCAAGCGGGUAAAGCUAUUAAUGAAGAUUUGAUAAACAAUCCGGAUCUAGUCUCCACAAACCCAACUGUAUCAUUCAAGACAGCUAUAUGGUUUUGGAUGACCCCUCAAGCAAACAAGCCAUCAAGCCAUGAUGUGAUUACCGGAAGAUGGACGCCAUCUGCUGCUGACAGCUCAGCAGGGCGGGUCCCCGGAUACGGCGUGAUCACCAACAUAAUCAACGGCGGGCUCGAAUGCGGGCACGGUCAGGAUCCUAAAGUCGAGGAUCGGGUCGGAUUUUAUAGAAGGUAUUGUCAAAUAUUGGGAGUGAACCCCGGCAAUAACUUGGAUUGUAACAACCAAAGGCCAUUUGCCUAAGCGAAGUACCUAUGUUAAUGUUGUAAUAUAAAGUAUAAUAAAGGGAUCACAAUGAAUGAUCCUAUAUGUAACUGGAAUCUUCUUGCUAAAUAAAACGGCUUCAAUAUAGUUCAAAUAAAAUAAUUUAGUAUUUUUAUCA